GCGCGGUGAAGCUGCUGCGUAAACACUCUUAUCACCAUUACGCACGGCUCGUCCGGCGCAAAUCUGCAGCCUGUGGAUAUUCUGGGAUGUUUUCGAGCUUCCUGAGGCUCUUUGUCAAAGUGCAUGUGAGACGGAGGAGUUUCCUGGUUUGCCAAGUGUCGGUCUCCGCGCUCCGGGCCCGAGGAGCGGCUUCACAUGGAGGUUUCUGUGGGGAGAGGAGGGAGCCAGACAGGCGACAGUCAGCUCUGACUUGGCCUCGGGGCAGAGGCAGGAGCGAGCGGGCGGACCAAUGAGAAGCACACAUCCACUCCCCUCAGUCCUGCCCGGCUCGGCUCGGCUCGGCGCACCCUGUAAUUAGGAGCUCUGGCUGGGUUGGGCGCCGCCACCGUGGACAUCCUGGCUGCUGCCGCGUCAAGGGACUUUGGGAACAGCAGCUCCAGGUCCCGAGAGAAGAAGACAGACAUGAACGGACAAGCGUCCCCCGUGUUCGAGGACAAGAAGCCGUCCCUCCCAGUGGCCGGCGGCUCCAUCUCGGCCACCAAGGCGUCCCCGACCCUGCCGGAGUCCUCCUCCACGGACAUGGGCUUCUACAGCGGCGGCUCGCAGGACUUCUACCCGGCGCAGCAGCAGCAGUACGCGGCCCAGCACAUGAGCCCGUACGCGUACCACCACUACAGCCUGAGCGGGAUGGCGGCCGGCGGCGCGUACCCGGUGGGCAAAGCCGAGUACCCGUACCCGCACGCAGCGUACCGGGAGCCCGGUGCGUUCAGCCGCGAGGUGCAGUCCGCCAUGCACGACGCAGUGAAAGAAGAGCCGGACAUGGAGGUGCGGAUGGUGAACGGGAAGCCCAAGAAGGUUCGCAAGCCCCGGACCAUCUACUCCAGCUACCAGCUGGCCGUCCUGCAGAGGAGGUUCCAGACGGCUCAGUACCUGGCGCUGCCCGAACGGGCCGAGCUGGCGGCACAGAUGGGCCUGACCCAGACGCAGGUGAAGAUCUGGUUCCAGAACCGUCGCUCCAAAUUCAAGAAGCUCUACAAGAACGGAGAGUUUCCACUCGGGGAAAUUGCUCUGGAACACAGUCCAGAAGCCAGCGACUCCAUGGCCUGCAACUCCCCCCCGUCCCCCGCUGUGUGGGACGGCACCAGCAACACAAACAACAGCAACAACAACAACACAAACAGCAGCAGCAACACAAACAGCGGCAUCAAGAGUAACGCACUGCUGGAGCCGACCAGCAGGGGGCAGGGUCCCUACCCGCCUGCUGUGGAGUCCUCGCCCACCUACAUGGGGGAGUUCUCACAUCAGAACUGGUACCAGCAGCAGGGGGCUCAUCUGGGUCUGCUGGCACCAACGCACCACACGCCCUCCACGGCGCCGGCCGCCUCACAGAGCAUGGGAGCCGUGUACUGA
Messenger RNA from Pleuronectes platessa (European plaice), 1410 nucleotides. Its product is annotated as homeobox protein Dlx3b. The coding region runs from base 463 to 1410 and encodes 315 amino acids. The record is from RefSeq and is a predicted model, not a curated record. NCBI's taxonomy places the organism in Eukaryota, Metazoa, Chordata, Actinopteri, Pleuronectiformes, Pleuronectidae. The transcript has 3 exons. Gene Ontology annotation, molecular function: DNA-binding transcription factor activity, RNA polymerase II-specific; RNA polymerase II cis-regulatory region sequence-specific DNA binding. Gene Ontology annotation, biological process: embryo development; epithelial cell differentiation; regulation of transcription by RNA polymerase II.